AAUCAGCCUCGGCGGAGGACUCCAACUCCAAGGGAAGGAAGGAACGAAGGAAGCAGAGGACGGACGGACAAUGGCGUCGGCGGCGCCGCCCGCCGCCGCACCCGGCCGCCCCCAUCCGACCUACACCAACGCAAGCUCCCUCUCCUCUCCUCUCCUCUCCUUGGAGAUGAUUACUUACGCGCUCGCCCAGCUGGGAGGCGCCUCCGCCCGCUCCGCCAUCGCCGGAUUCAUCGCCGCGCGCUUCACCGGCCUCCCCGUCAGCCACGACGCGCUCCUCUCCGCCCACCUCCGCCGCCUCGUCGCCGAGGGCCUCCUCUGCACCUCCGGAUUCUCCUACUUCUUCUCCUCCCACCACUCGCCGACCAGGCCACCGGAGAGUAACAGUCCCGAUUCCGAUUCGGAUGAUCCAUCAACUGGGAGGUUCCACUUCCUCCAGAGUAGCAGUAGCAGUAGCAGUGAGGAGGAGGAGGACGAAGAUGAUGCUGCCUACACGCCUCUGCCUGUGCAUGUGCAUGUGCCUGUUCCUGUGCUGGGAGAGAAGCGGGGCCGGGGCCGCCCGCGGAAGAAGGUUGUGGUUAUGCUGUCUGCUCACACCACCACUGCUGCUGCAACGCCUGGAGAACCCUGUCCUGCUCCUGCUCCUGCUCCUGUAAAGGGAGAGCAUUCUGGUGCUGCUGCAAAGGGAAAGGGGUCUGUGCUAUCUCUAUCUGGGGAUGCAGCUUACUCGGUGACUAAGCGAGGCCGUGGGAGACCAAGGAAGCUACACCAAGUUGCGCCGCCGUCCCCCUCACCCUCACCCUCACCCUCACCCUCACCGGGAGCAGGAGAUGAUCCACCGUCAACCGGUGGCAUCAUCAAGAUCAAGAUCAAGAGAGGGCGUGGGAGGCCGAGAAAGGAGGACCAACAAUCAAGAUCACAGGAAGCAACAACAAAGACUCUUCCAACUCCACCUGCGUCAAGGCGGCGGGGGAUCAAGGUAGGGUGUGGGAGACCAAUGCUAGCUCCUACAGGGCCUCCUGGGAGUUGGAGGCCACUAAUAAUAGACAAGCACCCACCAGAAACUGCAGCAAGGUGCUCUGUUGUUGAUGCUACGCCGUCGGUAAUCAAGAGACCGCGCGGGAGGCCAAGAAUGUACAGACCAUCCGCUCCUGAAACUGGAGAUGCAGCACCUGCUCCUCAAACUGGAGAUGCUGCAUUGAUGGGAGUCAAGAGAGCAGCUCAUGGUUGGCCAAUAAAGGAGAACCCAGCAGCAGCAGCAGCAGCAGCAAUGUCUGGUGAAACUGGAAAUGCUGCAUCGGCCGGAAUCAAGAUAGGGGAAGUGGAGAAUCCAACAGCAGCAAUAUCUGCUGAAGCCGGGGAUGUUGGGUCAACGGGAAUCAAGAGAGGGGGUGAGCAACUAGAAGUGGAAAUGCCAGCAGCAGCAAGGCCCGCUGAAGCUGGAGAUGCAACGCCUGCUGAAUUAACUGGAGGUGCUGCGUCAACGGGGAUCAAGAGAGGGCGUGGGAGGCCAAGAAAGGACAAGACAGCAGCAGCAGCAGCAAUGCCUGCUGACGCUGGGUCUGCGGGGAUCAAGAGAGGGCGUGGGAGGCCAGGAAAAGAGAAGCCAGCAGCAGCAGACUUGUUGGCUGAAACUGAAGCUGGAGAUGCCGUGUCAACUGGGAUGAAGGGGGCGCUUGAGAAUCCAAUAUCAGGUUAUGUCGUGUCAACUGGAAGCAAGGAAGCACUUAGAACGGAGAAGCCAUCGACAGGUGAUUUUGUGUCGAUGGUAAUGAAGAGAAAGAGAGGGCGUGGGAGGCCAAGGAAAGAGCAGCUGGCCUUCCUUUGAUUGAAACCAGGCCUGGUUUGGAGAAGAAGCUAGUCCAUGUGUAGGAAACCAGGCCUGGUUUGGAGAAGAAGCUAUUUUCUAAUUCCUAGUCGCAUUAAAUAUUUAUUUUUUUCUUUGUGUCAAACAAAAAAGCUAGACUUGACAUUUUGAAGUGGAGCAUAGUAGAAUGGAACAAAAAAAUAAUGCUUGAAUGGUGAAACAACGUUUGCACAUUACCUUGUAAUACUGCAUUAUAUGAACUGAAUUCGAGUGGAGAAGCUUCCAGAUU
Molecule: messenger RNA, 2093 nt
Organism: Aegilops tauschii subsp. strangulata
Lineage: Eukaryota; Viridiplantae; Streptophyta; Magnoliopsida; Poales; Poaceae
Biological process (GO): chromosome condensation; negative regulation of DNA recombination; nucleosome assembly
Cellular component (GO): nucleosome; nucleus; nucleolus
Molecular function (GO): double-stranded DNA binding; nucleosomal DNA binding
Source: RefSeq, a predicted model, not a curated record